Messenger RNA from Helianthus annuus (common sunflower), 789 nucleotides. RefSeq names its product TMV resistance protein N. The record is from RefSeq and is a predicted model, not a curated record. Bases 1 to 510 code for a protein of 169 amino acids. The transcript has a single exon. Gene Ontology annotation, biological process: signal transduction. Lineage: Eukaryota; Viridiplantae; Streptophyta; Magnoliopsida; Asterales; Asteraceae.
AUGGCAUACUUAAAGUCUGCUUCAUGCUCAUCAUCUUCUGUGAGCUGGAAAUAUGACGCUUUUCUGAGCUUCAGAGGCGAGGAUACUCGCUACAAUUUUGUCGAUCAUCUUUACGCAGCUCUCGUACAGAGAGGACUGUGUGUGUUCAAAGAUGACGAGGAGCUGAAGAAAGGGAAAGAGAUUGCUCCAGAACUCCUGAAAGCUAUUGAGGAGUCAAGGUUUGCAGUGGUUGUGUUCUCAAAGAAUUAUGCAAACUCGUCAUGGUGUUUGGCUGAGCUGGCCAAAAUCAUGCAAUGGCAUAAUGGGAUGGUGAAACCGAAGGUGAUACCGGUGUUCUAUCAUGUCGACCCAUCUGAUCUUCGUGCGCAAAAGAACGACGUGGCUGUUUUCUUUCAGCAGCACGAGGAGAAGUUUGUAGAUGAGAUGGAUAAAGUGAAGGAGUGGAGGGAUGCUCUAACAGCUACAGCCAAUUUAUGUGGCUUGCAUAUCUCCGAUUGCUUCAAAGUGUAAGUUGAAUCUUUUUUCAUGUGUUUCUUAAUUAAGUCAACAAUUACACAAACUUUUUUUUUGGACAUUGGCUGUUGACGUAUCAAAACAUGAUUUAACUCCCAACUUUUUUGGAAAACGAAUCAAUAUUCCAAUCAGGUGAAAUGGAUGACAUUUGUGUUAGAUCACUUGUAGACAUAUAACUUCACAUACAAUCUAUUCAUGUCGAUAUUGCACUAAUUUUAAAGUACAAUCUAUUCAUGUCGAUAUUGCACUAUUCAUGUCGGUUCAAUUCAAAUUUGA